This is a messenger RNA of Saccostrea cuccullata (small rock oyster), 975 nucleotides long. RefSeq lists its product as uncharacterized. The coding region runs from base 159 to 791 and encodes 210 amino acids. Lineage: Eukaryota; Metazoa; Mollusca; Bivalvia; Ostreida; Ostreidae. The record is from RefSeq and is a predicted model, not a curated record. The transcript has 5 exons.
UAAACAAUGAACCGAUAAGACCUUGCCAUUAUGACUGUGACACAAUGACGUUAAUACAAAACCUGUGUAAUACUUUGUAGAUGGAGGAAAUGCAAUUAAUACAUGUAAUAUUACCCACUGAAACCUGAGUAAUUGAGUAUAUAUGAUAGGUGGAUGAAAUGCAAGACAACAGCAGAUGUUCAACAGCAUCCUCUUAUCUGGAACCAAUCUCGCAUGAUAAGCCACCAAGUGAUCUUACAGAAAUUACAGCAGUGGCUGAAAAUGCAACAAAUCAAUCUAUUCUACAAAAUCAUAAUGCUGCGGGCGUUAACAAUCAGCCACCGAUUACCACAAUUACCUCGGAGAUAGAUCCCUAUGACACCUUAGGGUAUGAACCACGUCACAAUUACUCAGUACUGAGGGAAAACGAGAGGUAUGAUGACUUACUGAAUGGGAUCCGGACAGGAACUGUGAAGUACGAGAGACUUGCAGACCGCAUGUAUUAUAGCCUUCCUUAUCAACAGGUUAACGCGGUUUCUAAUGGUAGUGGAAAUCAAUCCAAUAAAACCAAGAGGGAAGUCUCCUUAGCUAUCAUGCUGUGCUGCUCCAUUACAAGCCUUGUGCUUAAUUGUCCUGUUGGUGUCUUCUCCGUUUGCUACGCUUAUAUGGCAAAAACAGAACGUUUUUAUCCCAUGAGAAGAUAUUACAAAUGUAUGUCUCUUGUCGUUAGUGCUGUAGCUAUCUUUGGCUUUAUCAUCGCAAUUACUACAACGAUAGCUUUAUUAAUUAACAGCGCUAACAGAAAUACGUAAACAUUAACAAAUGUAUGUAAAAUUGUACAUCAGUAACAAAAUUAUUCGCUUAAUUCACAACUUUGUAUUUUCAUUUGAUAUAGAAGUUGGAAGAUUAUAGCAUUUUAUGUUUAUUUAUUAACAGUACACAAAUAAUGUAGGUUGUAAAAUCUAUCACAAUAGAGUUGUCCUUACAUGUAUUUUU